AUGGACUGCCUCGUGACAGCCAACACCAAGUUUUGCGUGGACUUCUUCCAAGAGCUAAGUAAAGGUGAUGAACGGGCAAACAUCUUUAUCUGUCCUCUGAGCAUUUCAGUUGCCUUUGGCAUGAUUAGCCUAGGAGCUAAACGCUCUACUGCUGAUCAGAUCAAUGAAGUGCUACACUUCAAUGAAGUUUCACAAAGUAAAGGCACAGAACCUGAAAUUUCUUCAAAAGGAGCAAGUCAAGGAGACCAAGGGGACCAGCAUGAGACGUCAGAACCUCCAAAUCCACAGAAUACAAAGUCUGCGAGUGACGGGUAUAGAGAUUCUGACUCCUACUUUGGGAAGCUGCUCAAGAAGCUGGAUAGUAUAAAAUCCGAUUAUACCCUAAGUAUGGCCAACAGGCUGUAUGGAGAGCAGGAAUUUCCAAUCUCUGCUGCAUAUUCAGAUAAUGUGAUGGAAUUUUACCAUACAAGCAUUGAAAGUGUGGAUUUCCGAAAAGACACAGAAAAAUCCAGACAACAGAUUAAUUUCUGGGUUGAAUGUCAAACUCAAGGUAAAAUCAAGGACCUCUUUGACAAAGACAACAUUACUGAUUCUACAGUGCUGGUGCUGGUAAAUGCCAUCUACUUCAAGGCCAAAUGGGAAAAAAGUUUUGACUAUGAAAAAACAGAAGACUUACCUUUCUGGCUAAACAAGAAUGAGCAGAAAAAUGUGAAAAUGAUGAGACAACAGAAUACAUUUAGAAUUGGUUACAUUGAAGAAUUAAAGACACAGAUUCUUGAGAUGAAUUAUAUCAAGGGAAAGCUCAGCAUGUUUGUGCUGUUGCCCACUUUACCUGCCAAGGACUCCACUGGACUGGAAGAGCUUGAAAAGCAGAUGACUCAUGAGAAAAUAACAGAAUGGACCAGUUCCACUAUUCUGUGCGAGGAAAAGGUAGACGUUUCCUUUCCCCAACUAACCAUGGAAAGCAACUUGGAUCUCAACUUUAUUCUCCAAAAAAUGGGGAUCACAGAUAUCUUUGAUGAAGCCAAGUCUGACCUUAGUGGAAUGUCUUCAAGCCCCAACCUGUAUUUGUCAAAAGCUGUCCACAAGACAUUUGUGGAGGUUAAUGAGGAUGGUACCCAGGCAGCAGCUGCCACUGGAGCUGUGGUUACUGCAAAGUCUGCGUCACCUUAUGUCACAUUUAAUGCCAAUCACCCAUUUUUAUUUUUCAUCAAACACAACAAAACAGACACCAUCCUUUUCUAUGGCAAAGUCUGCUCACCUUGA
This is a messenger RNA of Phascolarctos cinereus (koala), 1266 nucleotides long. RefSeq names its product serpin family B member 12 (gene SERPINB12). The record is from RefSeq and is a predicted model, not a curated record. Gene Ontology annotation, biological process: negative regulation of endopeptidase activity. Gene Ontology annotation, molecular function: serine-type endopeptidase inhibitor activity. Lineage: Eukaryota; Metazoa; Chordata; Mammalia; Diprotodontia; Phascolarctidae.